Trypanosoma conorhini is the source of this 324-nucleotide messenger RNA. RefSeq lists its product as uncharacterized. The transcript has a single exon. NCBI's taxonomy places the organism in Eukaryota, Euglenozoa, Kinetoplastea, Trypanosomatida, Trypanosomatidae. The record is from RefSeq and is a predicted model, not a curated record. Bases 1 to 324 code for a protein of 107 amino acids.
AUGUCAUCGGCCCAAGUUGAGGAGCUGGAGAAGCGCGCCACCGCCGCUGAGUUGGCCAUUGAAGAGCUCAAACAAGGCCUGAAUGCGCAGCCGCUUGGCUGCGGGGGUAGCGAUGCGGGAUUGGAGUCCCGUCUCCGUGAACUGCUGAAAUUGAUGGAGGAGGACCGGAUGGAGUGUGAGGUGAUUCGUGCGAAGCGGGAUGAGCUAAAGGAGGAGAAUGAGCGGCUGCGAGCGCAGGUCCAGAAACAUGAGUACCGCAUCAAACAUCUCCUGCGAACAAUUAACGAAAUCGAGUCAGGAAGGCAGCAGAGUGAAAAUUCAUAA